Molecule: messenger RNA, 552 nt
Organism: Phytophthora sojae
Lineage: Eukaryota; Oomycota; Peronosporomycetes; Peronosporales; Peronosporaceae
Exons: 1
Coding region: 1-552 (183 amino acids)
Source: RefSeq, a predicted model, not a curated record
AUGGCUGUCUUCAGCUGGACGGCUUCGCCAGGUUUCUUCGCCGUGAUGGGGAAGGCUGCGCGACACUAUCAGCGCACAGGAUCCUCGUAUAUCCUCGGAUAUCCAGAGCCAUUCUGGAUAAUUCAGUGGGUCAACGAUAUAGUCAUUAUCGAGGUCGACAUAGGCGACCGUCUCGCACAAGCAGAGCGGCGCUUGCGUGACGCGAUAAAGUUGGUCUUUGGCUCUGACGGGUGGCAUGAAGGCAAGUUCACCACGUGGUCGCGAUGUUUUCACGCUGUCGGAAUUGAUUGGAACACCUCAGACAUGACGGUGACUAUUCCACAGCGUAAAGUAGACAAAGUGAAACAAAUUGUCGCGGAGACGAUGCAGCUCAAGUAUAUACCGAAGAAGCGCCUAGAUAGCUUAAUUGGUGUGCUCCGGCAUGUGGUUACGUUUAUCCCAACGGCCAAGCCGCUUACACAGCGACUGGUCUCAGUACAACGCGCGCUAAGCAAUGCAGAUUGGUCCGGCGUGCACAUGAGCACGACAUUGCUCGGCGAUCUCAAGUGGUGA